CUGACCCCGGUGUGCUGGGUUAGCGUGCCCGAGAGCGGCGUUCCGCGACUGAACGCCGAAGUCCGUCCUUCCUUCCUGUGAUCCCAGCCCAUCGCAUAGGUUCCGCCCGACGGGGGAGAUUGUGAGGGUGCCUCCUUGCAUAUACACAAUAAAAAUGGCAGAAAUGUCUCCUGACCCUUCUGAGAAACUGGUCAUCAUCCACUCCAAAACUCACAAACAUACCGUUCUAGCUAACUUUGAAGAACAAAGGAAGAAAGAUUUUCUUUGUGACAUUACUCUAAUAGUGGAAAAUGUGCAAUUCAGAGCCCAUAAAGCUUUGCUCGCUGCCAGCAGUGAAUACUUUUCAAUGAUGUUUGUAGAGGAGGGCGACAUAGGGCAGUCGAUUUACAUGCUGGAAGGAAUGGUUGCUGAUGCCUUUGGAGCACUGCUGGAAUUUAUUUACACGGGUUAUAUCCAUGCUACUGAGAAAAGCUCGGAACAGAUUAUAGCGACUGCACAGCUCCUGAAGGUGAAUGACUUGCUGAAGGCCUACAAUGAGUACCAGGCCAGCCGCAGCCCUGGAGGCACACUGCCAAUCCCUUCCAACAGCAGCACCUCUGUAGCGCUUACUGCAGGUGACAAAAAAAGUGAAGGGCUGCCCAAGCGAAAACGGGGGCGACCUAGGAAGAUCAAUAUUGUCCAAGAGGAAAAACCAGGAGCAAAUUUUGCUGAAGAUGUGCAGCUGAAGGAGAAUAACUCGAUGCAAAAUAAACAAAAUUUUAUGAAAAAAGACAUGGCAGCAGAAGGAAUAGUUGUCAGUGAACAAGAUCCAGCAAGGAAAGAUGCAGAAGAAACAGAACCUGCUGGUGGAUCAGAACCUGCUGCCAAUCUGUCAGCUGAGAAAGAUGAGAAUUGUGAUCCCAGGUCGGAAGGGAUUCAGAGUGCUCAGAGCCGUUACAGCAAACGUAGGCUAAGGAGGUCAAUCAAACUAAAAGAUUAUAAACUUCUUGGUGAAGAGGAUGAAAAAGGACUGGCAAAGAGAACUGAUGGAAAAAGAAAACGUACGGGUUCUGAGGCACGUUGUAAAGACUGUGGCAAAGUAUUUAAAUAUAAUCACUUUUUAGCUAUUCAUCAGAGAAGUCACACAGGAGAGCGCCCUUACAAGUGCAGUGAAUGUGGCAAAGGCUUUUCCCAGAAGCACUCUCUUCAGGUCCAUGAGCGGAUGCACACGGGAGAGCGGCCAUACACGUGCACUGUCUGCAAUAAGGCUCUGACAACAAAGCACUCUCUUCUGGAACACAUGAGCCUACAUACAGGGCAAAAGUCUUUUACAUGUGAUCAGUGUGGGAAAUACUUCAGCCAAAAGAGACAGCUCAAGAGCCAUUAUCGAGUACAUACAGGCCGUUCAUUGCCGGAAUGCAACCAGUGUCAUCGCAAAUUCAUGGAUGCAGCUCAGUUAAAGAAACAUCUAAGAACACAUACAGGUGAGAAGCCUUUCACUUGUGAAAUCUGUGGCAAGUCAUUCACAGCUAAAAGUUCUCUUCAGACUCACAUUAGAAUUCACAGGGGAGAAAAGCCAUAUUCUUGUGGGAUAUGUGGAAAAUCUUUCUCUGAUUCCAGCGCUAAGAGAAGACACUGCAUCUUACACACAGGCAAAAAGCCUUUUUCUUGCCCAGAAUGUAGUUUGCAGUUUGCUCGUCUGGACAACCUGAAGUCUCACUUGAAAAUUCAUAGCAAGGAGAAGCAGUUUCAAGAAGCCAGCACUGCUCCAAGCACCAACACUAAUUCAGAGGAAGUGAGAAAUAUUCUUCAGCUGCAGCAAUAUCAACUUGCCACCUCUGGAGGGCAGGAAAUUCAAUUGCUGGUUGCAGAUGCAGUGCAUAAUAUAAACUUCAUGCCUAGUCAUAAUCAAGGCAUUAGUAUUGUUGCUGCAGAAAGUGCCCCAAAUAUGGCAACAGGGCAUGCUACUAACCUCACGUUGCUUGCUCAGCCACCACAGCAGUUGCAAAACUUGUUGCUUUCAGCUCAGCAGGAGCAAGUGGAGCAAAUCCAAAACAUCAGUGUGAUGGCAAACCAAAUAGAGACUGCUCAGCCUGAACAAAUGCACGUCAUCACCCUUUCCAAGGAAGCACUAGAACAUCUCCAUGCUCAUCAAGGGCAAAAUGGAGAAAUCCAUUUAGCAGGAUCUUCCCAUCCAGAUUAGCACAUGCAGCUGGCCCAGGAAUCAAGUCAAUCGUCUCACUCUAGCCAAGAUACAGUUCCUUCUCACUGAAUUAGUGAAGACUAGAAUUAAAAUGUAUAUAUUUCUGAAUCCUGCCAGGAGUCUGUGUCAGUAAAUAAGUCAGCUCAUGAGCAUCUGUGUGGGAACUGUUGAGUCAUGGCCUGAACCACUGAUUAAUCACCUGAGGCAAGGACUGGAUCAGCCGUUGGAGCACAGGUGAAGGCAAUUCAGCAGUGUGACCAGAAGGAGUGGAGUCUGGUUUCACCCCUCCUAGACCCCAUUUAAGGACUGACUAACACUUUUCAGCAGCAUCAUCUUAUCUGAACAUGUCUUGGUGAUUUUUGGUGGUGACUUUCCAUUUUCUUGACCUUAUUUAUUUUAGACUUUUUUUAUUGUUAUCAGUUGGUAUUUCUCCACCAUUUAGUCCAUACCUCACUAGCAAUUAAAGCUUUUUUUUUUCCUGUGCCUCACACAAAUCCAUGGCUCCUGGGCAGUUACUUGACCCCUUAUUUGCAUUUCCAUGUGAUGUUCUAGGGAAUUGUACUUUGCUGGCUGAAGAACAGUGUUAAGAUGUCUGCUGAUCAGAAACUACAAUUUCUCUGAUGGAGUCAACAGUACCUGAAUUACUGUCAAGCUUAAGAUAAUGAGUAUGAUUUGCAAAGAUAACGCCUUAUAUCUUACAUCUAAUGAACUUUCUCUUUGUGAGUUAAUGUAUAACUUUCUCUGUGACCAUCCCCAAGUUGAUGGAGGGAAGAUUUAGGUUGGAUGUUAGGGGGAAGUUCUUUACUAGGAGAGUGGUUAGGCCCUGGAACGGGCUGCCCA
This is a messenger RNA of Lagopus leucura (white-tailed ptarmigan), 3022 nucleotides long. It is a transcript of the gene ZBTB24, whose product is annotated as zinc finger and BTB domain containing 24. The record is from RefSeq and is a predicted model, not a curated record. Gene Ontology annotation, molecular function: DNA-binding transcription factor activity, RNA polymerase II-specific; protein binding; RNA polymerase II cis-regulatory region sequence-specific DNA binding. The coding region runs from base 155 to 2182 and encodes 675 amino acids. Gene Ontology annotation, cellular component: nucleus. Gene Ontology annotation, biological process: regulation of transcription by RNA polymerase II. Lineage: Eukaryota; Metazoa; Chordata; Aves; Galliformes; Phasianidae. The transcript has 7 exons.